This is a messenger RNA of Guillardia theta CCMP2712, 5787 nucleotides long. RefSeq lists its product as hypothetical. The coding region runs from base 1 to 5787 and encodes 1928 amino acids. Gene Ontology annotation, molecular function: protein binding. The transcript is spliced from 10 exons. NCBI's taxonomy places the organism in Eukaryota, Cryptophyceae, Pyrenomonadales, Geminigeraceae. The record is from RefSeq and is a predicted model, not a curated record.
AUGGCAGCGAAACUCGUGGCAACGGAAAGGUUGAAAGAGCCUAAGUCGGGCCCACUGGGCGGGUCUAAGAGGAGCAACCUCUAUGCAAGCUCGAGCUCAGUCAUCCCGGUCUCUGACUCGAGGCGGAAGCUCGCUGCUAGCCGAGGAAGCUCGACGUAUCGGUCGCAGGAGGAGGAAGAGGAUACGGAGCGAAGACAUCACCAGAGGCAGGACAAGAACCUUGAGUACCUCCUCAAGUCUGCCGACGGCCUCUACCCCCGCCGCUCCUGCUGGGAGGGCCUGAGCUCCAAGUUCUUCCGGGAGGACGCCAUGUCGCUCCUCAACCCUGACGUCAUCUACGGGAUGUGGAGCUGCUGCCGCAAGUCGAAGUUCGCGAGCGUGGGGUGCGAGACGUCGAGUCAUGUGGAGGACGGGGAGAUGGCCCGCUGCUCGCUGUGCGACAGCAUCUUCAACGUCCGGCUGUACCGCUCGAUUCCGAGGAGCUCGAUCUACAACCGACACUCCGUUGACAAGGCCUGUGCGCGACAUGCUGGGGAGCUGGUGGCCAAGGGCGUCUCGAGCUACUACUGGACAUGCUGCAACGGGUCCGAGGGAGCGCUCGGUUGCUCCAGGGGGAGACAUGAGGCAGCAAAGCUCGAGAGCCUGGUGGAGUAUGUGAGAGAUCACAAUGUCGAGGUGGACGACGAGGAGGUUCGCAAACAGAAUUUGGUCUUUUGCAUCCGAUGCCUCAGGUUCGUUGAUCGCAGGAAAUUUCACGAUGCUGCCUGUAAAUUUCAUACCGGAAAGUACCUGGAGGGUCAGGCUGUUCGUCCUCGUAUGCUUCUUCCGCUGGCACCUGGGGACAUUUCGCUUCAAGCCACCUUCCAAAAGCUGAUUAUUCACUUCAAAGCUCCUGAGCUCGGCGGGGAGUCAGGGUGUACAAAUCCUCACCUGAUGGCCAUUGAAGGUCGAACUCCACUAGCCUGUGGCUAUGCGCUCAUCACCCACUUCGAGGUCCUCAUCGACAGAGGAGCAGGCGGCAAGUUGCGGUUCGAGCGAUCGGAGGAGGUUCUCAGCAAGAGCGCGAAGAUCUGCGGGGUCUACAGGAGCGACAUGUGCAAGUCCAUGCACAUCCCAGCUGAGCCGAGGGAGCACCUCUCCCACCUCAGCCUCGAAGCUGAGCAGCAGCUGGAGAAGAAUGGCAGGGACGUUUUCCACUGCGUUCAGAUCAUCUCCUGCACAACACAGAAGAACGCAGGGAGGCCCUUCCCGGGAUGGAAGGGGGACCACAGCGAGGAGGUCUUCUUCCGUAUCCCUGAGAUCGGGAGGCCGGAGGUGGAAGUUAGGGAUCAUUUUGAAGUCUACCGCGCUGUCAUACUCAAGUGGAGGAUCCCUCCUUGCACGCAAGACGCAGGCGUGCGAUGCUUCAAGGUGCGGUGGCGCUUCAUCCUCAACUACUGGGGAGAGGAGGAGGAGGACGCGGAGGGAGAGGAGGAGAAGGAGAGGAGGAGGAAGAUGGAGGAGGAGGGAGAGCUUAUCCUGGGAGACUCGACCUCCCCCAUAGCUAGUGGAGGAUGGAAUGAGGUGAUAGUGAGCGGGUCUUCCCGCAGUUGCAGCCUGUUUGACCUCCGCCCUGGCUGCCUUUACGAGUUCUAUGUAGUUGCCUGCGGGAUCGUGCCCGAGGAGGAGGAGGAGGAGGAGGAGGAGGAGGAGGAGGAGAGGGAGGAGGAGGAGAAGUUCAAGGCCAAGGAGGAGAAGAGUGCCCAAGGAGUAGGGGACAGACGGUCGCAGCUUCUGCAGGGGGGAUCGUUCAAGUUCAAGCAGACGAAUCGGGCAGCAGGGAGCUUUUCGAAUCUGAUCGACAUGUCCACCACGAAGAAAGAGGAGGGCAAGGGUGCAAGCAAGCAGCAGGAGAGCGGCAGUUCGUACACUCUAGAGCUCCUCCUCCCCUGCUACGGUCAACACGAGAUGGCCUCUGAGCGCGUCAGGAUGGUCACCAUGCGCCGACCCGCCACCUGCUCCGACCCCUGCGUUCACUUUGUGUGCUCCUGCAACCUCGACCUCCCCUUCCGCCUCCGUUGUGACCUGGGGAUGGAGGAGAACAUGGAGAUCUACUGCAGCAACUCGCUGGCCCUGUGCUGGAGGAAGCCUCGAGACUUCGGGGAGGUCAAGGUCAGCGGCUUCAAGGUGGUGGAGGAUGGAGGGCGGAGCUUCUGGAUCUCGGAGGAGCACUCGACAGAGCUAGCGGGCAUCCUGCUCAGGUCCGGCAGGAUCCCAGCUAGCCUGAUAGAGGAGGAACGGGUCCGCUCUUUUCUCCUCCCCGUCCUGCCCGCCACGAGGUACAGAAUCCGAGUGCUUGCUACCACCAGGAACCCUGUGGCGGCCGAGGGAGACGAUGCUCCUCCUCUCCUCUUCGUCUCUCCUGGGGUCCGGGCUCCUCGUCUCCAGCUGAUCUCCGCAAACUUCUCCGCCACUAUCGGAAGUUCCUUCCUCCUGCAGUGGUUCCCCCCUGAAGAGCUGGGUACGCGCCCUCUCCUCGGCCGCGUGAGGGGCUACACGAUCUGCUGGGAGGAGGAGGAGGAGGAGGACAAGGCAAGGAAGCGGACGAAGAGCAUCUACCUGUCAACGGCUGAGGCGCACAUGUUGGAGCGAUUGAAUGUCGGGAUUCACAAAGAGCGCUGCGAGAGCGAGGAGGAGGAGGAGGAGGAGGAGGAGGAGGAGCGGGGGGGUGAGGAGGAGGAACGAGAGCAAGCAGAGGAGGAGGAGACGCGAGGGGUUCGGAGAGACUCGGCCAUGCAGCGCGUGCUACCGACGAGGACGGUGGAGGAGUUGGAGAAGGAUGAGGAGGGGACGCUGACGCACAGGAGCACGACUUUCUCCCCCUCCCAACAUCCUCACUCGCGCCAUGUCGUCGUUGGUCGAGCGCAGGUCCCUCCUCGCGGGAAGGAGAGGGACUUCCUUCUCCGCCUGCGGGACGCCUCCUCCUGCUUCGUCUGGCUCUCCGUCGACUGCGAGCACUGUGAACCCGAGCACGCGUACCUGCGGAGCGAGAGGCUGCAGGUGCAACUGCCGUUCCCUCCCGAACGCCCAUGGCUGGAGAGCGAAACGAUCCUGAACGAGGAGGCGAGGAGGACGAUGAGGCUCUUCGCGCAGCUGUGCAUGGCAAGCGAGCAACGGGAGGACCUGCUGCGAGAGAUCAGUGAGUUCGACAGAAGGGCGAUUGAUCCUUCCCGCCUGUGGGUCAGGACGAGCGAGUGGAACCCGCUGCUGGAGCAGAGGACCAGGAAGACAAACUUCCGUCGCCUCCUGCAAACCGAGUCGGAGAUCCACUCCCUCAUGCAGCAGCAUGCGCAUGCCCGUACGCUCGCGUCCUUCUCCCUCCUCCUCCGCUGGGUGAAGCCCAAGGACUACGGGGAGGCAAAGAUCUCGAGUUUCAUCUUGCAGGUCGAGCGGAGGCCCUGGAAGAACGCUCCCUUCCGCACUCCAGCUCACAUUCAGCUGGCCUCUGACGACAUUGCCCAGCACGACGCAGGGCAUCCGUACGAAGUGAGACUCGACGGGCUGAAGUUCGGGGAGGACUUGUCCUUCAAACUCUUCUCCCUCGCCCUCCUCGGCUCCUCCUCCCGCAUCAUUCCCCUCCCCCACUCCUCCUCCGCCUCUGCCCUCUCCUGCAUGAAGCUCAAGGAGAAUGAGGUUCCCAGCUUGCAAUCCAACGAGAUCGACUUGUCCAGCCUGACACAGUCGGACGCGAUGAAGCCUUUCACCUUCGCCGUCAGUUUAGCCUGGCACACACUAGACCUCAACUCUUUCAGCACCUCCCUGGUUGAUCCCCCACCCUUCCGACCUCCUGCCUCCCAACCUCCGCCUUCUCGAGUCCCCUGGGUCCCAGCAGGAUUUCAGCUGGGGGAGAGCACGGCCGACUUGCUGAGGGAGAAGCACGAAAGAGCUGAGAGUCUUGACCCGAGGAGCGCGAUCUUUGCGGAGGGAGGAGGACUAUCCCCGACUAGCAGGAGGAGGAUCGCAGCGAUGAAGAGCCACAAGGCGAAGCAGGUGGAGGAGGCGGCGGCAGCGGAGGGCCCGAAGGCGGCGACGAGGGAGCGGCUGCUGGCGCAGAUGAUGAGGAGGGCUCUGGAGAGGAGGAGCGACCCCGCGGAGCUGACGGAGUUCCGGCUGACGCUGGAGCAGGAAGCGCUGUGCCGCAACAAUCUGUCCAUGAACGCUCCCCCCGAGAGGAACGAGGAGAUUCACGGCUGCACGCGCAUCUCCAAGAGUUCCGCCAGCCUGCAAAGGAGCAUGCUCAUCGGGUCCAGGGCCGCAGCCAUCGCAGGGCUGACCCCCGUGCAGGGAGAGCUCUCUUCCUCCUCCACUACUACCAACAACGCCGACCCGGCUGCCCAGCAUCCCGUCGCCCCCCCGGCCUCCUCCUCCUCCUCCUCCCCCAUGACGCUCAAGUUCGACGACGGGGUCUGCAAGGUCGUCCUCUUCUGGGUGCCUUGGAUGCGCCAUUGCCAGAGGAUCCUCUUCCUUCUCGGCGAACUCCUCCGAAGGCACCGCAACCAUCGGGGAGCUGGGAAGUGCAGCUGGGAGCUCGUCACCGUCGCCCUCCCUCCUUCCCCCGAGCAGCUGCAGCUGUACCCAGACCUCAAGGCUCGAAUAAAGGAGGCGAUCGAUCAGCUCGACUCGGCGCGGGCCGCCCGGCCCCAGCAGGAGGGCGAGCUGGACGAGGGGACGUCCCGUAAGCCUGCUGGCGGCAAGAGGGCGACAAAAGGGACAGGAGAGAAGCUGAGAACUCCGACCCCAGCUGAUCCCGACCUGGUAGAGAGCCUGAGCAAGCUGUCGCGAGUGAUGGAGCGGACGACAGGACGAGCCUCUUCCCUCCUCUCGGGCGUUCUCGGCAUCCCUGCUAGCCUUUCCCAGCAGAUCGCCGAGCUGGUCGUCCCUCACCCCUCGGUCUGCCGGCAGGAAAUCUCCUCUCCUCUCCUCGAGUUCGUGGAGAUCCGCGACGGCCUCUGCGUCCGCCGGCGCCUGCUGGACAAGGCGGGUGGCGAGAGCUCCGAGCGCUUCGGGCUGGCCUGUAUGAACCCUCUGGAGAUGAUGACGACAACUGCUGGGGACGUGCUGGAGAGAUUGAGGAUGCGGAGGGGGGAGGAGUGGAGGCACUUCGAGCUGAGAGAGAAGAUAACCCCCCUGAGGUACGAGCAGCUUCCCAGCUCCAAGAGCCGACGAUUCCAGCUGCUGCAGGACCAGCACACGGCGCUGCAGGAGACGUACCGGAUCUCGUCUGCUCCCACCAUCCUCGUUGUCGACCCCGAGGGUGUGGUAAGCUGGAGGGGUACUGGAGGCUGGAAGGGGCUCGAUGAGAAGGCGCUGGACACGGGGAAGGCAGCUGAAGAUGCUUUCCUCCGCUUCAUAGAGGAGAGAAUCCGCAUAGCCUGCGGUCACACGGAAGGAGGAGGAGGAGGAGGAGGAGGAGGAGGAGGAGGAGGAGGAGGAGGAGGAGGAGGAGUAGGGAGGAGCGGCCUGUCCUUGUACAAAAAGCAGCACGAGCGGGGCACGAGGAUACAGCCCGGGGAGGAGGCGCACCCCGUGGCAUGGCCGUGGGAGGCGAUCGACCAGGACGAGGCUCGGCUGAGGCUCGAGGAGAUGGACCGGCCGAGGAGGAGCAUCGUGCAGGCGCGGCAGCAGAUCUUCGACCGAGCAACCCGCAACACCGCAAAGUUCUCGAAGCACGGGCGGGAGCUCGAGAUGCAGGCGAUGGCGUUUUCGUUCGAGCGAUGGAAGCGGAGGGCGAAGAAGAGACGACGAUGA